UUGUUAUUUAAAAAUAUCACAUCUGGUAAUGAAAACAACUUCAUUUUCCAUUGAUUUGAAAAUGAAAUUUUGUUCAAGACAGAUUUGAUCCUGGAACCUAAUUUCGGAACGAGUUUUCUAAAGGCCCCUAAAUUCAGUAAAGCAACCACAUCCUUUGCUUUCCCGCCAUGGAUCAGCCGACGACCAAGGCAUCGACAAUCGAUCCUGAGACGGAGGCGCGGACCUCCAGAAAGGCUGCCACGACGACAACCAGGACGAUUCCUGGGACGCUGCCGCUGGAGACGGACUCCGGAUUCAGUUCGGCGGAUAGUAGCGACUCCGUGCACCAUGCACCGGCCACGCCCUGCCUGCUCCGCCUCCGAUUGGCACAUCAGGAGCCGGCGGAGCGGCGCGUCGGCUUCCAUGCCGGCGUUAUCGAUAACGAGCACAUGAAUCGGCGCAAAUCGAAGUGCUGCUGCAUCUAUCGCAAGCCGCAUCCUUUCGGCGAGAGUUCGUCCUCCACGGACGACGAGUGCGAGCACUGUUUCGGGCAUCCCGAGGUGAAGGCCCGCAAUCGCCUGGAAAAGCAGCGGAAGAAAAGACAGCAGACCUGCUCCUGCUGCUGCUGCUGCGCCAAUCAUCGCCAUCACCAGGACAAUCGGAAUAAUCGACUGCCUAUCGAGGAGAUCGCUGGGGACAAUCGGAACAAUCGACUGCCUAUCGAGGAGAUCGCUGGGGAAAGGGACGAUAACCAGGCGAAGGAGGAGCAAAAAUCGGUGAUCAACGAACCAAAUGGGGAGGAGUUCAAAAAGGAGUAGAAAGCCGUAUCAAUUGGCAGCCCUUCAUUCUCCAAUUUUCCAUAGUGUCCUUUCGCCGAUUUAUGAAUGUGAAGCCAACAAAAAAAUACAAAAUUAUGUUUUAUCAUUA
Messenger RNA from Drosophila rhopaloa, 906 nucleotides. Its product is annotated as type 1 phosphatases regulator YPI1. The record is from RefSeq and is a predicted model, not a curated record. Gene Ontology annotation, cellular component: nucleus. Bases 168 to 797 code for a protein of 209 amino acids. The transcript has a single exon. Gene Ontology annotation, molecular function: protein phosphatase 1 binding; protein serine/threonine phosphatase inhibitor activity. Lineage: Eukaryota; Metazoa; Arthropoda; Insecta; Diptera; Drosophilidae.